CUUCAUUGACCGUAAAAAAAAUAAAAGUAAAAAUGCGUGCUGUGUUGUUGCUUUGUGUGUGUGUUUACCUGGUGGUUGGACAAAAUUUUAAUGAUUUGGAACGUAUGCCGAAAUACGAUAGGAGAUACGACUAUUUGGACUUGGACACUUUGUUUUUAAAUAAGAGACUAGUCAGGAACUAUGUGGAUUGUCUCAUCAACGCCCAACGAUGUACACCUGAGGGGAAGCAGCUGAAACGAAUACUGCCGGAAGCCUUAAGAACGAAGUGCAUACGAUGCACAGAGACGCAAAAGAAGACCGCCGUGAAGGUGAUUAAGCGGUUGAAAUACGAGUUUCCUGAAGAAUGGGCCAAGCUGUCCUCCCGUUGGGACCCCACGGGCGACUUCACCAGAUACUUCGAAGAGUACCUGGACAAUGAGAACUUCAAUACUAUUUCCGGCUCCAUUGACAACAAUGAGGCAGUCCCGUCUAGCCGUCCAGCGCCAGUGCCCGUAGCACCCACGCUGGCUCCUCUGCCCCCAGUGCCACCAAGGCUGCCCAAUGUGCCGGUAACGCGACCUUCACUGCCGCCACCUACCCAGGCGUCAACGCAACGGAUUCCCGACGCCACCACGUCUGUGAAGCCCGUCAUCCUUAACAGAUUCGGAGACGACGGAGAGCUGAUGAUGGGCAGCCCCUCAUCUGCUAGUGUGACUCCUCGUCCAACCACCGCCAGGCCGCCCAUAACACAAAACACUCAGAGACCGACUACUAGGCCGACUUACACGUAUGCGGGCGCGGGUUCUGACGCUAUAAGCACGCGUUUCCCGCAGCGGCCCACCACUGAGCUGCCGCAGCCGUACUCAACCGCCAUCACCUUCAUCGACCAGAUCGGCUACAAGAUCAUCAGGACCACCGAGCUGGUCACUGACAUACUGAAGAGCACCGUCAAAGCUGUCAUUGGCCGGUAACUUUUUGAAAAAAAA
This is a messenger RNA of Chilo suppressalis (striped riceborer), 965 nucleotides long. NCBI's taxonomy places the organism in Eukaryota, Metazoa, Arthropoda, Insecta, Lepidoptera, Crambidae. The record is from the annotation of a GenBank genome assembly.